Messenger RNA from Orussus abietinus, 1587 nucleotides. RefSeq lists its product as uncharacterized. Lineage: Eukaryota; Metazoa; Arthropoda; Insecta; Hymenoptera; Orussidae. The transcript has 5 exons. The record is from RefSeq and is a predicted model, not a curated record. Gene Ontology annotation, biological process: positive regulation of proteasomal ubiquitin-dependent protein catabolic process; protein polyubiquitination. The coding region runs from base 163 to 1329 and encodes 388 amino acids. Gene Ontology annotation, molecular function: protein binding.
UUAACCAAUCUUGUCAACAAGCUCUCAACAUCUCAACACUUCUCAGUUCCAUGCGCCGUGGAUUAGGAAAUCUAAUGUGCAGUAUUGUAUACCCCUUGAAAAACCCAUUCAUGGCGUUGUAGUGUAUUGGCUUGUGCCGCAGGAACGGCACUGUCAAACAGAAUGGAAAAUAAUGAAAAAAAGGACUGCAAAAUUGCCAAAAGGGAAAGGUGUUACGAGUUCGCCGUCGAGGAAAGGUCAGAGUUUCCUGAUGACAGAUCUUGGUCCAAUGCCGAAAGAUGCCUGAUUUACGACGUGCUAAGGAUCAUAAUGAAAUACUUGAACAUACGAGAUCUGAAGAACGCUGGUUAUGUCUCCAGAGUUUGGCAGAAGGCUGCUUUAGACGAAGAGAAAGCCAGGUUAUGGCCAGAUGUAUUUAUGAUCCACCUUGACGAAGAUCCAAGCAAAAAAGACGAUACCCUCCACAGGAAAUGCAUUAACAAUUUAUGGAUUAAACCAGUGAUGGGAUUAUUGUUUCACAAUUUAAACAAAACCGAACGAAUUCGUUGGAACUGUACUUCAAACCAUAAUGAUUGUAUCUGCAAGCAUCUGCCUCACGAUUGUGAUACCAUAAUUGUGAAUACCUACGGAGUGGUAUGCGACGAAACGGAGAUAGAGGACACCGAUGACACUAGGAUAUCAUGUUUUUUCCUGCCUAAGGUUCCUAAUGUCGAGAUCACAAGCUAUUCAUUUUCAUAUUCUAGCGAGAACCGUGAAAGAUAUAAGAAUAAAAAGGACCUUCAAGCAUUUAUGAAUAGCCCCGACGCUAAAUGCAUAAUAUUGCUUGCUCUUCCCACUAGUUUAUCCUUUAUCAAAAAUACCCUGAAGUCCAUUACAAGACGCUAUGGCCUUAGGAGGAUCCCUAUGUGUGGAGGAAUAUGUCCAGGUUUAUACUUAUGCAAAGAGUUUUCCAGAAAGAAAUCAUGCAGUGCACCAUUGUCUUGGAUUGCCAUACGCAUCAGUGGUGCAGACGUAGAUUCAUGGUCCGUUAUAAUAAAGCAUGAAACUACAAAAAAGAUGAUCGAAGAGAAACUUAAGAUUUUCAGGGCUAAUAUCAAAUUAAGGAAAUAUUCGGUAGGACUAAAAUUCUCGUGUCUCUUACGUGGCACUAGAAUUUUCAAUCACAAGGAUGUGGAAUCGAAAUUGUUCAGGAAAGUAUUUCCUGAUGUACCUCUGACAGGGUGCUUCAGUGGAGGAGAAUUUGGGCACGUUGCAAUUGACAAAGGUUUUGAUUUCCACCACGGAUAUCAUGAGAAAUCUACUGUAUUCUUAAUACUAUCCUAUGGAUAGAAAUGAAUGAAAUUACCUGCAGUCUUUAUCUUCAGUCGACAUCCAUUGAGUAACAAGACCGUGUGAUAACACGUGGAAUCUCCAACCGUGCCAUGAUGAAAUCGAGGUGGAUCUCGAACAUUGUUCACAAUAAUGUUGCAAUAAUCGGGUAAAGAUAUGUGGCUCAGUUAUCAUAUACACCUUUGUACCUUGUUGUUUCGAUUGAUGAGACGAUCCUAAACCAGUUCAAGUGAUCUUGAAGUAAAGUGAUAAUGAUUC